Molecule: messenger RNA, 6040 nt
Organism: Dicentrarchus labrax (European seabass)
Lineage: Eukaryota; Metazoa; Chordata; Actinopteri; Moronidae
Gene: sona
Product: SON DNA and RNA binding protein a
Exons: 10
Coding region: 221-3898 (1225 amino acids)
Biological process (GO): regulation of cell cycle; regulation of mRNA splicing, via spliceosome
Molecular function (GO): RNA binding
Source: RefSeq, a predicted model, not a curated record
AGCAUGGCAUGUUGGGUAACCUUUCUCCAUCAUGGCGGAUCAGGUAGUCGGCUAACGUGAACGGUUAGCAUAUUCAACGAUUGUUCGGCUUCACACAUCUCAGGACUGCGGCCAGUUGGCGUUUUCUCCACGGGAACUGCAGCCACCGAACAGAAGCUGGUGUUGAGUGAGGGAGCAGCACACCAGAGGCAUUAAGAGGGCCUUUACAAAACCAGGGUCAAUGGAAUGUGCAGUGGAAAUUCCCUCAGGUGAGGAUGAGGCACCUGAGAAAGAUGACAUAAAUGCCAAGGAAGGAAAUGAGCCACCUCACAAGAAAAACAAGAAACACAGAAAACACAAGAGCAAGAAGAAGAAAAAGAGGAGGAAGGGGGAAAAGGAGAGCAGUUCAGAGUCUGGUGCUGAUUCGGAUGUGGAGCCACCACCUCCACCGAGACCUGUCAGGACAACCAGAGCCAGUGCCAGACUGGCUGCAGCAGCUACAGGGGCUGAAGACAAUGCUGGGCUGAAGGAAGAGGGCAAAAGGGAUGUAAUUACAGAUCGUGCGGAAACGGAAGGUGAUGCAAAAUCCAAAAAACACAAAAGACAUGCUGCUAAGAAGAAGAAAAAGAAGAAGAAGAAGGAUGAAAAGCAGGAAAAGAAAUCCCCAUCUCGCUCCCCAUCUGAAAGCAGCUCGGCUUCAGGUUCUGAGUCUGAAGGUGAAGGAGGUAAAGGGGCUGGUGAUGGCAAAUACUCUCCAGCUGCAGCAUCUGACCUGCAAGAACCAGUGUCCAAACUGGUUCCAAAAAGCAAACGAGGGGAGGAGAAGGGGGUUCCUAUCCUUACACAGAAUUCUGAUGUGCUUGGAGUGAAGAAAGAAGAAAUAUCAGAUAUGGCUGUGUCCCCAUCUGGAGGGAAGGGCAAUAACACAAAUGGCUCAGAAAAGGACACUAGGUCACCCUCUGCAGGCCAGGAUGAGAUAACACAGACAGCAACAGUUAAGGUUAAGACAGAGGGUAGUCAUGCUGGUAGUACAUUCAGUCAUGCCCAUGAACUCCCUGACAUUAUCCCUAAACAGGAAGGUGCUACCCCAAGAGAUGACCCAGGCCUUAAAGAUCAGGCCAAUUCAGUUCAGCGGCCAAAGGCCAAGGAACAUGAUUCUUCCAGGUCUAGGUCUCCCUCCCCUUCCAGGGGCCAAGACAUUAAGAGGUCUGGGUCAAGACAUAGUCCGUCACCUUCACCUAGUCCUAGUAGGCAGCAGUCUGAUGGUCAAACUGCAACAGCAGUGAAAGAACGGUCAAGAAGCCUCUCCAGGUCAGUCUCAAAGGGAGAACGUUCUAAAACUCCUCUAAAGAGCCGGCAGCUGUCCCGCUCUCUGUCCGGCUCUCAGUCCCCUAAAUCUAGGAGGAAGUCACUCUCCCCGUCCCCAAAGUCAAAGUCACCCAAAAGAGCUAGCUGUCGGUCCCGGUCCACCUCUCGCUCCCCAACCCCCAAGAAGAAGGCGCCAAAGGCGUCAAAGAAGUCCAAGUCUCCUAAACGUCGGAGGACUUCAUUGUCUGUUUCCCCAAAGCGACGCAGAAGCUCCCACUCACCUAAAAGAAAGGUGUCACGAUCCCCUAAACGUGGUGGGCGCAGGUCCCCCUCUCUAUCUCGGUCUCCAAGGAGAAGUCGAAGGUCAGAGUCACGGCCCCGUGGAGGCAAUAGGCGUUCCAGGACCCGCUCACCUAGACGAGGUGGUGCAGUUGGCAGGCGUUCACGAUCACGUUCCAUUAAUAGAACCCGUCGCUCCCACUCUAGAUCAAGACGCCCUGUUCAUCGCUCCAGGUCGCGGUCACUGGGAAGGCGCACAGGAGGCAGGCGCUCCAGGAGUCGAUCUGUGUCUAGACGUAGGAGGUCACCACCCCCAAGAUCCCGCCGCUCACGAUCCCGGUCUGUCCGCAGGAGCAGGCGAACUCGAUCACGUUCCGUUGUAGUCCUUAAGCGCAACCGUCGCUCCAGAUCUAAGAGUCCCCGCAAAAGGACCAAAUCCAGGACCCCUCCUUCCCGACGAAAGUCUACAUCCCGAUCACCUAUCAGAAAGCGCUCUCGAUCCCCUGCCAGGAGAAAUCGCUCUCCACCAAGAUCUAGCAAACGCUCCAAAUCCCGCUCCUUGUCUCGGAGGCAUUGGUCAAAGUCACGCUCACCACCACCUGGCAAGAGGAGGUCCAAAUCUCCUAGGAAGGGUGGCAGAAGGUCAAAGUCUAAAUCUGACUCUGCAGUUUUGAAUAAAUCUAAGUCCAGUUCCAGGUCUGAGUCAAGUGAUGGGGAGUCUGAGAGCUCCUCCCCAGCCAGAUCCACAUCUUCCUCUCCUGUUAAAGAAAAGAAGCCAUCCUCUCCUAAGGUAGAGCAGACAGCUGGUGGGAAGGCAACAAGCGAAAGUGGAGAUGUUCCAGCUACAACAGGUGUGUGGAAACCCAUGACCUCAGCAGUUGCCUCCAGCCCCCCUGCUGCAAGCUCCUCCGAUAAGUUGCCGCCCCAGACGCUUGCUCCCAACAAUGACAAGCAACAGAGAGAGAGUGCCAGCUCAUCCAAUGAACAAGAUGUCUCCAGGUCUGGUUCCAGAGAGCCUGGCACAAGCCCAGAAAAGUCAGAUUGUUCAGAAGGCUCAGAUGAAGAAGAGGAAUCUCCCGUUAAAACCCUUCUCAGGCUCCUCAGCUCUACAGGUCCAGCAUCUCCGGGAGAGCAGAAGAAGCAGCUGUCCAAGUCACGCUCACCUGGACCGGAUCGCAGGAAACUUUCACGCUCAACUUCUUCGCCUCGACGAUCCACGUCAAAGUCUGCAUCCAGAAAGAAGCAGUCUAGGUCUAAGUCUCCAGUGAGGAAAAGAGAAUCUGUCUCACCAAUAGAAAGGAAGAAGCGGCGGUCUAAAUCUCGGAGUCUUGCCCGGCGGAGGAGGUCACGCUCUGCUGCACGACGUAAGCGUUCACGCUCCAAGUCACGGACCAGGGUCCGCAGGUCCAAGUCCCGCUCUCCAACCCGCAAGAGGCGAUCCCGUUCACCUAACACCCGUGGGAGGAGGAGGUCCAAGUCCACAGACAGAAGCAAGCGAUCCAAGAGCCGCUCCACAGGCCGGAGGAAAAGGUCCAGGUCAGGAGACAGAAGCAGGCGCUCGAGGUCACGUUCCUCUGACCGCAGACGCAGGUCUAGGUCAAGGGGUCGAGGCAGGCGCCCAGCAUUUCGCAGUCGUUCGUUCGAUAGACGUGACAGGUGGAAAAGGGAACCUAGCCACUCUCCAGUUCUCAUUCUUCGCAAACAGCGCCGCUCAGGGUCCCGAACACGACGCAGCACCAGCAAGACUCCUCCACGGCUCACUGAACUGGAUAAGGACCAGUUACUGGAGAUAGCCAAAGCUAAUGCUGCUGCCAUGUGUGCUAAGGCGGGGGUGCCCAUUCCUGAGAGUCUUCGGCCAAAAGCCAUCCUCCAGCUCCCUCUCCCAACUCCAUCUCCUGCCCCCCUCUCCUUACCCCUACCUUUACCUCUCCCAAUGGGCAUGGGGAUGCCAAACAUGCCGAAUAUGCCCAACAUGGGUCCAAUGGGGCUAUCCAAUAUUCCAGGAAUGCCCAGCAUGUCAAACAUCACCAUGAGUGCCGCUAUGGCCAGUAUGACAGCAGCUACUAUGACAGCUGCCUUGACCAAUAUGGGUGCUCUGGCUGCCAUGCCUCCUCUUGCUCCACUUCCUACCAUCACAAACAAGCCUCCCCCGUGCCUCGCCCCACCAACGCCAACCCUUAACUUGGACCACAUCGAGGAAGCAAAGCGGAAGGUCACUCAGCAAGCUAACAUACACACCAUCAAGGAGCUUACUGAGAAGUGUAAGAUGAUUGCAAAUAGCAAGGAGGAGAUGGCCAUUGCUAAACCUCAUGUCUCAGAUGAUGAAAGCUAAAACCAACAAGCCCUCAUGCCACUCCCUGGAAGGACUUAAGGAAAAUGUAAAGAAAAAAAAAAGAAAAAAAGAAAGAAAAAAAAAAAGCUUUAUAGGAGGACCUACCUUUCCCACAGUUCCCUUUGGCAGCCAGAUGACCUGACUGAGCCUCAUAAACCACCAAGAAGACCACCCUAGUUGUCACAGUUACAAUAUAGGCGCACCGGCCCAACUCAGCUCACCAGUUUGUUUCUGUUUGUGUGAGAGAUAGAGAGACUGGCAGACUGUCACCUGUGAUACCACUGAGAAAACUGGGCACACUGACAUGUGUGCACAGUUGUAUGACUGUAUAGUGAGUGUGAAUUGUGUGUGUAUGUGUAUAUAGUGACUUUCACCAACAACUCCUCAGUGUUGCUGCUCAUUUAAGCAGUCACUGUUGUAAAGACUGAAGAGGAAAAGAAACCAAACUAACUAGUGGCGCAAGUGUUUUUGUAAAAGAUUAGUUUCUCUAAAUUUGUUUUACUUUUAUGCUUUCUUAAAGGAUGUUAAGUGGAAACUGCUUCCUUGUUCUGCUGUAUUUCCCUCAGUUAUUCCUAGUCCCUGGUUUUAUAAACUAAUAAUGCAGACGAAGUUUUGGUAGAUCCUCACGUGAUUCUUUCACAGAGUGACCACAUGUUGUGAAUCCUGGAACAGGGUGCAAGAUUGGAUUAUUUUGAAGGAAGGGAAUAACUAAAUAUAAUGGCUGCAAAAAUAAGGUUUGAAUUUUGACUAUGACAAAUAUUAUCACCUAUAUUCACAAAACACAGUGAAAUUCAAUUAGAACUGCCCUGGGUGUGAUUUCCCCCCCUCCAUUUUAAAUGGCACCAAACUAAUCUUUCAUUGGGCUUUGUUGGGUUGUUCAACUUGGAAACCACUUUGCUGUAGAUUUAAAUGGACAUUUCAUCUGCCACAGUUUUAACACCAAUAUCCUAAAGUGUGUUUAUAUAUGAUAUAAUUUAAAAUGCACAAAAACUGUACCAUUAGUACGUCCUGGGAUUUGCGAAUUGGGUUGAUCGCUGUCUUAGAGAUCCCAGAUAUUGGACCUUGCCAACAGAACAGAACCUACCAUAAUCCCAGAUUGAGAUAAAUGCUGAUCUAAUUAAUUGGACCUUGAACCACAAAGCUUAAUUAACAUCAAUGCAUAAUUUUUUUGUUCUUCUCAUAAAACAUGAGGGAUGAACAUGCCACUUCCCUUAAACUUCACACUAUAAGUAGAAGUAAUUAUUACAUUUCUAUUUCACUGUGUGACUGAAUACAUGAUAAACAAUUGGCAUUUAAAAAAAAAUACACUUUUGCCCUUCUGUUGCUGUUUAUACUACUAAAACGUCAUUUUUGUCGCUGGCUUUCUUUUUAGAGGCACACAUGGAGAACGCUUCACUAAUUCACUUAAUGAGCUGGGGGUGAAUGAAGAAAGUUUAUACUAAAUCCCAAACUGUGACAUCGUUAAAAGUUGUGUGCAUUAGACAAUCAGGUUCUUUGUUUCAAGAUGCUUUUUUGAAGAAAGAACUAAAACGACAUUAAAUUUACACAUCUCACAGCGAUGGCAAAUAGGAAAGAAUAGUUAUGGAUAGCAGAUUGUGUAGUAAAUUGCAAACAUAACAAGAAACCCAACAAACCCUUUUCAAUUAAUCCACUGAUACAUUUCCCUGGCCCAUUGAAGGUCUUCUGUGUGAGCUGCGUCUGGGUAAUUUGUAUUUCCCAGAAUGCUUUUGUUCCAUUGGAUAACUGAAGAACAAAAACAAAAUUGGUGCUUUUGGGAAAACUGGCAGGGAUGAGGUUUUUAAGGAAUCUUGCACUCAUAACUCAUUUAUUGUCAUUGGAGAGGGAAAUAAUUUUGGAUCCAUCGUCAACCUCCCAUGCCCAGGCCUGUUUAACUGUGGAAGGUAAUCCGUGAAGGUUUUGUCAAACUGUAAUUAUACUGACUCUGUACCAAAAGUGUUGAACUGUUUAAUUGAUUCCCUCAGAUAAUCUUUAGCUAUUUUAAUGACAGAAGAAAAAAAAAGAAGAAAAUGCAUUUUAGGAUUCCUUUUUUUUUUUUUUUUUUUUUUUUGGUCAUUUGAGUAUGACAUCGCUUGCUUUGUACAUAAAUGUGUUGAUGAUUAUUAAAAACCUCAAUGAUCUGUA